Fusarium keratoplasticum is the source of this 2154-nucleotide messenger RNA. RefSeq lists its product as uncharacterized. Gene Ontology annotation, molecular function: protein binding. The transcript is spliced from 6 exons. The coding region runs from base 1 to 2154 and encodes 717 amino acids. The record is from RefSeq and is a predicted model, not a curated record. NCBI's taxonomy places the organism in Eukaryota, Fungi, Ascomycota, Sordariomycetes, Hypocreales, Nectriaceae.
AUGAAACUCCAGACAUCUGCCCUUGUUUUCUUCCUCCCCGCAGUCUUGGGCUGGUGGAACUGCAACUUGCCCGCUGGCACUGGAGACUAUGGCACCUGCGUUGAAGAUGGAAAUGCUGGAACCGCACUCCCUUGUACCAACGACCAUCCCUGCAAGAGGCAGGGCAACGGAUGCAUUGACGUUGGCGGUGCUACUGCCCACUUCUACACCGACAAGGAAAACUGGAAUCAAGCUAGGCUUUCUGGCGUUGGUACUAUCAAUAAUGAUGGAGCAAAAGCUCCUAGGGACUCCAAGCGUCGCUUUGACGAUGACGACAUCCAGCCGACAGACUUGAUCACGAUGGAUUUAGCCACCAGGUCUUUCAACAAGUUCAUAGGCCCCAACCCAUCUGCCCAAGAGCCGGGAUUCUGGGGCUUUGGGUUCCAUGCGAGUUGUUGGGGUAUCCUCACACACCUCUUCCAGCCUAACCUCAACGACCUUCUGCAGGCGUGCCUCUCUUUCCCACUCAGAGACCGUGGCAUCCUUGACUGGGGACACACCUAUGGCGGAGCGAUAGUAAUCAAAGAGGACGAUGGUCUGCCUAUGCUACUACCACGGUACUUCAGGGGGGCCAACACAAUGGACCCUAUGCGUCAAGACCCUUUCAACCUUUCUGCGAUACUAGAGCUGGCGAGAUCUGCGAUACCCGAGCACCCGAUUGAUAAGACCAGCGCAAUCGAGGUCUCUUGUCAGGCCUCAGGCGUUGAUCCCUUCAACUCAUUACCACCCGAGCUCAUUGCGGCGAUUCUAGAGUUUGUGCCAUCUCGUUAUGUGUUAUGUGUGAAGCUUGCCUCACGUCCGUUCGCGGCUUGCCCAUUGACAGAAUCGUUUUGGGCGUCACGGUUCCUCGAGGGGAAUGAUUUUCACCAUGUGUUUGAGGUGUGGAAGUCGAAGCCCAAGUCUUGGGCAAGUAUGCACCAGGCUUUGAGGGGCAUCAGACAUCAUCGCAAACUACUCAGCCGAAAGCGUGUCUGGGAUCUAUCUCUGAAAUUGCGAGAUCUAUUGGACCAGUUGAUGCCAAUUUGUCAUGGAGAUUCUUUGCACAGCUAUUUUGAACCAGUGGGAAACCAUGAUCACCUGGACUGGCAAGUUGCAAGUCGAGGUCUUGCAAGACCUGAAGACGAGUUCAGGCAAGGUACUAGGUCUCUUCGAACUCGAGUUAUCGACAUCCCACAAGAUGUUCAGGAGGUCUUCAUCAGCUUCGUCCAGCUUAGCCUUGGCGAGUUCGUUUCUGGUAUUCGAUUUCAGCGUCAGAAUGGGGAAGACGUACGAAUUGGGUACACUGAGGCUAGUCGAGAAUUCCCUCUUGGUAUUCCAUCUGGUCUUGGAAUUCGCGGCUUGUUUUUGGCGUUUAGCGAAAUGGGUGUUCAAGCCAUCUCCGCGCUGAUGGAAGACGACACUCGUUCUCCUUGGAGAGGCGCAGAACAGGGGCUUCCCAAAAUGCGGUUGAGUACGAUGUUCAGACUGACCGCACUGAAAGGAGAGUUUGAUGCCUUCAAGCUGGUGGCUCUCAGCAUCCCUAUAAUCUCUACCAACAAGAUUCCACCCCAGGAGACACACUUAUGGGACGACAUCCCACCAGAUCACCUUUGUCUCAAUGGAAGUGACGACGACUUUCCCAAGACCGACUACCGGCACAUUCCUUUGCCGUACUCAACUGUGUUCUUUGGUGGAACUUACGGACAAGACCUGGCCCAGCUUGUGCAAAUCAGAUGGACAUUUUAUAUCGAUGUGAUUUCUGCUCUGCAGUUCAUCUACACGGAUUCCUCAAAGAACAAGUAUUUUGGAGGAAGAGAUCCUUUCGCAGAAUCUGGAAGAGAGAGGAGACCUACAAAUGUUCGGGAUAAUGAACAGCUCUUCUCUAUUGACGGACCAGCUGGGGAACUCAUCACAUCGAUCGAGGUCCAAGGUGGCAAGGACCGAGUCGAGGGCAUGACUCUCAAAACCAACUUUGGAAGAAAGGUUACGUUCCCCCAGAAUUAUUUGAGGGGCGGCUCCGCCUGGACAGUCAUUGAACCUGAGGGUGAUGUGAUUGUUGGAUUUUAUUCUGUUGUUGUGAGUGCCUUACCUCAUGAAACUAAGUGGCCCCUAACAACGUUUAGGAACGCGGCUUGA